AUGAAUGUGACUCAGUGUGAGGUGACAGGUUUCACAGCCAGAAGCCGGUCUGAGCUCAUGUCCCCGUGCUGGACAGCAGAGUUUGGUCUGGGAGCAGGAAGUGAGUUCAGACGGAGGCGGCGGAGUUCAGGAGGAGAGGAUGAAGUUCGUGCUGAAAUGAGUGAAAGCGGCGCUCAGCUGUUUGCUCGUCUGGAGGCUCGUCGCUGUCUGAAGGACAUUGAACCGCGUCUGUUUCCUGAAGAUGGUGGACCCAACUAUGGUGAGGUGGUGGAGCUGUAUGGGACAGAGGGAACAGGUAAGACAGAACUGCUGUACCACCUGCUCUGUCGCUGUGUGUUACCAAAGGCUGCUGGCGGUCUGGAAGUGGACGUUGUGUUCGUGGACACCGACUACAGUCUGGACAUGUUACGACUGGUCAGCAUCGUGGACAGCAGACUGAACGCAGCUCUCUCUACCAGUUCACCCUCAGCCGGUUCAGAUGAGGCAGCGUUGCGUUCGUGUCUUUCUCGCCUGCUGGUCGUCCACUGCUCCUCCUCCUCCCAGCUCCUCCUCACCCUCCACUUCCUGGAAACCUCCUUCUCGUCGCGGCCUGGCCUGGCGCUCCUUCUUGUUGACAGCAUCUCCGCUUUCUAUUGGCUGGACCGCUCCGAGGGUGGGGCCAGCCUCGCCAAGCAGGAGGAGAAGCUCAGCAAGUGUUCAGAUCUGCUGGGCCGACUGCUCAGGGAUUACAGAAUCACUGUGUUUGCCACCUGCCACGCCAUCAGGAGGAGCCACAGUGGAUCCUCCUCCUCCUCUGAGCCCGACCGGCCGUACCUCUGUCGCUCCUGGCAACGGCUGGUGACACACCGGCUGCUGUGCUCCCGGCAGGAGGCUGCAAACAGCAUGGCCUCUGCAGCAGGAGGCAGCAAAGAGCAGAGGAUGCAGCAGGUCUUCUCCGUUCACUGCACCUCCUCUUCCUCCUCCUCUGGGACGAAGGCUUACAGGAGCAGCUCCUUCUACGUCACAGAGGGAGGAGUGGAGUUUUUCUCGUCUUCCUUUCACCAGUGAAGUUCUGGUUUUUGAUGUUUUAGUGAAAGUGUAGUUAUUUAUGUUUGGAUCGAAUAAAUACAUUUGUCAGAGUUAAAUAAAGUUUUGUUGUGAUCCAGGA
Messenger RNA from Toxotes jaculatrix (banded archerfish), 1147 nucleotides. It is a transcript of the gene xrcc2, whose product is annotated as X-ray repair complementing defective repair in Chinese hamster cells 2. Gene Ontology annotation, biological process: double-strand break repair via homologous recombination; DNA strand invasion. The record is from RefSeq and is a predicted model, not a curated record. The transcript has 7 exons. Bases 1 to 1047 code for a protein of 348 amino acids. Gene Ontology annotation, cellular component: replication fork; Rad51B-Rad51C-Rad51D-XRCC2 complex; centrosome. Gene Ontology annotation, molecular function: ATP binding; ATP-dependent DNA damage sensor activity; four-way junction DNA binding. NCBI's taxonomy places the organism in Eukaryota, Metazoa, Chordata, Actinopteri, Toxotidae.